CUAACCACUGCACCGCGCAGGAGCUCUGGCAACAACCACAACGGAGGAUUGGAGCAUAGCAAUACUGCCAGCGAAAUAACAACAGAGAAAGAUAGCUGUCUGAAUACAAGGAUGGCAGUGAAUGUGCACGCCACGUCUGUGUCCUGUGACACCCUGAGCCGACAUGACAUGCUGGCCUGGCUCAACGACUCCCUGCACCUCACCUACACCAAGAUAGAACAGCUCUGCUCGGGGGCAGCGUACUGUCAGUUCAUGGACAUGCUGUUUCCAGGCUGUGUCCUUCUAAAGAAGGUCAAGUUCCAGGCCAAGCUGGAACACGAGUUCAUACACAACUUCAAGGUUCUCCAGGCUGCCUUCAAGAGGAUGGGCGUUGACAAAAUAAUUCCCGUGGAGAAGCUGGUAAAAGGAAAGUUCCAGGAUAACUUUGAGUUCGUGCAGUGGUUCAAGAAAUUCUUUGACGCCAACUAUGAUGGGAAGGAGUACGACCCGCUACAGGCCAGACAGGGACAAGAUGUGAACCCCGCCCCCAAUCCAGGCCCCCAGAGGCACUCGCCCACGGUGCCCAAGAUCCUACCCACGCCCCAGAGGGUGCUGAACACCACUGUGCAUGUGAGGAAGGCCCCGGCCCUGACGCGGAACGGGGGCACCGACGCAGAACUCUUGGAGCUAAAUCAACAGUUAAUGGAGCUGAAGUUAACGGUGGACGGACUAGAGAAGGAGAGAGAUUUCUACUUCAGUAAGCUGAGAGACAUUGAGCUGAUCUGUCAGGAACACGAGAGUGACACCAACCCUCACCUCUCCAGGAUCAUGGACAUUCUCUACGCCACAGAGGACGGCUUUGCUGCUCCAGAUGAUGACGAGAUUGAUGGACAGGCCCACUUGGACCAGGAUGAAUACUGAGUCUCUACUACCUUCUGUCUAUUCACAUCCCCCUCUCCCUCCUCUAAUAGCUUCUGUCUAUCCACAUCCCCCUCGCUCUCCUCUAAUAGCUUCUGUCUAUUCACAUCCCCCUCUCCCUCCUCUAAUACCUUCUGUCUUUUCACAUCCCCCUCUCCCUCCUCUAAUCGCUUCUGUCUAUUCACAUCCCCCUCUCCCUCCUCUAAUACCUUCUGUCUAUUCACAUCUCCCUCUCCCUCCUCUAAACCCUUCUGUCUAUCCACCCCCCCCUCUCUCUCUCUCUGUUUCUCUCUCUGUUUCUCUCUCUCUCUCUCUCUGUCUCUCUGCCUCUCUUUGCCUCUCCCUCUCUUUUGCCCCUCUCUUGUUCUUGUUCUAUCUCUUUUCAUAUGUAUAUAUGUGUGUCUCCUCCUUCCCCCUCUGCAAUGUACUGUACAUACACCAUUACAUCUCAUAAGCUACCCCUCGCUCCCUCCCCAAUGACACAGUAGCAGCAACAAUAACAGAACAUAUCCUAGUCGUUCCAGCAUGGUACAUAGUAACACAGAAUAAUGACCCAAACCAAGGGGAUAUUAAUGGGGGUGUUAGGCCUGCACAAUUCAUUCAGAGUUGUAAAUAUGACAAAAAAGGAACGAUUUUGAAAUAAGGUAGAUGUCUGAAUGCAUUUGUUUGUUUGUCGUUUGGUUUGACUCGCGCUUUUUCUAAAACUCAUUUUGGUUCUAUUCCGGAGUGUAGAAAGCACCUUGUGCAUGUUAUUGUAUUACAGGGUACCACAAGAGUCCUAAAAUAGACUAACAAAAUCACCUAUGACAACAAAUUAUAUUUAAUUUGUUUUUACUUUCUUAUUUAUUGAUUUGGAUUUUAACUACUAUCGGUACAAUAAUUGGUGCAAAAUGUAUGUAAAUUAAACAAUACUAUAACGUAUGCUCAUGGUAGUGAAAAGGCUUAAGCUUUUUGUUUCAGUUGUUGGCAUGUAGUAACGUCAAGGGAAAAUUCCUAAAAGAAAGUGUUCCAGAAAUAAUAAUUUCGGUAUAGGAUAUGACCAAUGUUCUUUGACUGUACUCAUUCUGGAUGAGCUGUAUUUGAACAUGAGAAUGCCCUAAAUUAACAGGGAAUGGGCGAUAUAUUCAGAAACUCAUUUAUGUGGAGAUGUUAUGUUCAAAUAGAAGUGUCUGGGUACAUGCCAUGGUAUUUAUUAUGUAUAAUGAGUUUAACAUUCAUUUGGUAUUAACAAUACCUGAGUUACUAUGUAGGCUGACUAUGGCAGCAAAUAGUUUUUUUUAAUUUAACUGUAAAAAUGUGUUGUUUUUAAAAGAGCCUGAAAACAAUGAUUUACUUUGAUUUGAUCAUAUCACGUUUCUGCUGCUAAUUUUGCUGUGUUUCUACUUUUUGCUAUAAUAUAUUGCUCAGCUGUAAUGAGUCGUCUUACUAAUUUCAUGUUUGAGUUUAGAGAACGAGGAAGUCAGGAGGUUGCAUCCCAAAUCAAGUUCAAGUUUUAGUACAGUGAAAUACUUAACUUGUGUGCUGUACCCAACAGUGCAGUAAUCAAAAUAUAUGAAAACACUAAGAAAUAAGAGAGGAAGCUAUAUACAGGGUCAGUGCUAAUACCAAAUGUACAAUGUGCAGGGAUACUUGAGUAUUUGAGGUAGAUAUGUACAUAUACUGUAGGCAGGGAAUAGGAGAACGUGACUGGUAGCUGGAUAAAGAAUAAUAAUAUAUCAAAAGUGGAGUCCUAAAUAGGGAAUAGUGUGCCGUUUGGGAUGGACUGAGUUAGUUAGGGGUCUAUGACCAGUUCAAAAUGAUGCUGGUCAUCAUGAGCAUCAUAAGGAAUAGAACUCCUUUGCCCUGUACUACUGCCUUGUCAAAGCAAACCUACAGCCAUCUGCAAUAGAAUCUGACCUGCAUUCUCUCAUGUGCUCUGGCUGUCUGCAUAACUCUCAUCUCUUUGAGUUGUAUUAAGUAAAUAAACAAACAAUUGUGAAAUAAACUGUUACAAUACU
Oncorhynchus masou masou (cherry salmon) is the source of this 2894-nucleotide messenger RNA. RefSeq names its product microtubule-associated protein RP/EB family member 3-like. Lineage: Eukaryota; Metazoa; Chordata; Actinopteri; Salmoniformes; Salmonidae. Gene Ontology annotation, molecular function: microtubule plus-end binding. Gene Ontology annotation, biological process: regulation of microtubule polymerization or depolymerization; protein localization to microtubule; spindle assembly. The coding region runs from base 112 to 900 and encodes 262 amino acids. Gene Ontology annotation, cellular component: spindle midzone; microtubule organizing center; cytoplasmic microtubule. The transcript has 7 exons. The record is from RefSeq and is a predicted model, not a curated record.